Messenger RNA from Guyanagaster necrorhizus, 831 nucleotides. RefSeq names its product acyl-CoA N-acyltransferase. Gene Ontology annotation, biological process: subtelomeric heterochromatin formation. Lineage: Eukaryota; Fungi; Basidiomycota; Agaricomycetes; Agaricales; Physalacriaceae. Gene Ontology annotation, cellular component: nucleus. The transcript is spliced from 6 exons. Gene Ontology annotation, molecular function: histone acetyltransferase activity. The record is from RefSeq and is a predicted model, not a curated record. Bases 148 to 723 code for a protein of 191 amino acids.
GAAUCGAAGGUGAAAGAGCCGGUAAGGAGGGUUUCAAGAGGGGAGACAUCGAUUUUGGCCAAACGCAAGGUGAAGAGUAGAUUUAGAGCCGAGAGGUGUAUGACUUUGGUGAAAUUUAGGUUUGCUUCUUUGUUGAUGUAAUCGACGAUGAAGGAUUUGUCCCAAGAGGUCCCACGGUCAAACCACCGGGAAAAAGGUUCAGAUAUUUCCUCCAAUUGCGACGUUCCAUCGCGCUGGGGGCCUUUGAUGAUAGAGUGGCGACAGCAUAUCAUCGAUUUUGAGGUCUAUCGUACUACAUUUCACACUCCUGGGUUUAGAGAAUAUCAUCGACGAAUGCAACUUUUUAUUCUGCUAUAUAUCGAAGCUGGGUCUUAUAUCAACGAAGAUGAAGAUCAAUGGGAAUUUGUCGUUUUAUACGAGAAACGCAGACGGCGGGAUGGAAGUUUCACGUAUCAUUUCGUGGGCUACUCGUCCCUGUACAACUUCUACCAUUUCCCAGAAAAAUUCAGGUUACGACUGAGUCAAUUCGUUAUUCUCUCCUCAUAUCAGCGACAAAGCCCACGGAUCUGCGCUAUAUUCAGCCAUCUAUCAAUACAUCCUAUCUCAAGACCUUCGCGACAAAAACGACUUACAGAUGCUCUUUGCCCACACCAAGUUUAUGCAAGAAGGAUUCGGUGGCGAUGGCCUAUCGCACGGUGGGGGGCGAGUUGGCGGGGUAGGUAAAAGUGGUCGAAGUGGUCGUGGCGGACAUUCCGAGAAGGGGAAACUCGGACCUCCGGUUGACAAGCAUUGGGCAGAGAAGUGGAGACGGGAACUCAAGAUUGCCGGUGU